AUGGUGUCGUACAAGGAGGGUGUUACGCGCGACGGCCGCAAGCGCGCCCCACGGCUACUUUUUGGUCUAAAUGUCGUCCGGCCAUUCCCGUGGAUCCGUGUCUUGGUGGGUGUAGGCGCCAUGGCGUUCGUGUUUCGGCAGCAGUACCUGGCGCACUACUACCUCUCGCCGGAGGAACAGUUUCUGCGCAAGAUUGUGGUGGCCCCCUACGGCGUCCUUGGAAAUCAGAUGACGCUGCAGGGUAGCAUGAUCCGCGCCGGCGGCGAACCAGACGAGGGCGUCGUCGUGGUAGACUCCGCCGAUCUGCGCCAUAUAUUUACUACCGCAGAUGGGGCAACAGGGGCCUCAGGGGCCAUUUACAACUGGCUGAAGUUGCGUGGGCCUUUCCCGGACGAAGUUGUACGGGCGAUAUCGCGUGUUUGUGACGCCAAGUGGUUUCGGUACGGUGAUAAAAAUGUGAUUCAUGUCAUUGCACCCGACUUCCGUGAGGGCACGUGGUCGGAGCGAGAGGCAGUGCUGGAGCUUUCCCGCGCCUACCGCAACGCACUGCAUGAGUUUGUGAUGAGUGACGGGAACGUGCUGCGGGUGGCCCCAAUUUCUCACGGGGCACACUCCGGACCACUCUACAAUCAGCUACCACCCCUCACUCAGUCGGCGCUGAGCAUGGCAUUUGAGCAGCUGCAUGUCUUUGAUCGGGAGUAUCUGCUGCGGCGCGACAAGAGCAUCGAGCUCUGCAUCUUUAUGAACAGAGAAUGGGACAUGUAUCAGACCGUCUUUAAGACUCACAAGCAGUUGUUGGCGUUGUAG
Molecule: messenger RNA, 807 nt
Organism: Trypanosoma conorhini
Lineage: Eukaryota; Euglenozoa; Kinetoplastea; Trypanosomatida; Trypanosomatidae
Exons: 1
Coding region: 1-807 (268 amino acids)
Source: RefSeq, a predicted model, not a curated record